Cyprinodon tularosa is the source of this 1613-nucleotide messenger RNA. RefSeq names its product N-lysine methyltransferase KMT5A-A-like. The transcript has 8 exons. NCBI's taxonomy places the organism in Eukaryota, Metazoa, Chordata, Actinopteri, Cyprinodontiformes, Cyprinodontidae. The record is from RefSeq and is a predicted model, not a curated record. Gene Ontology annotation, molecular function: protein binding. The coding region runs from base 175 to 1095 and encodes 306 amino acids.
CUUCCGCUUUCCACCGGAAGUCAGAUGUUACACUUCCCGCGAUGUUGGAUACACACCGCGCGAAUUGGAAACUUUUGGCCAAUCAAAUCGCUGCACUGACAACACGGAAGGAACGUACACAAGUAACAGAAGAGUCAAGCCAGACAACGAUAAAGUGAUUGAAAAUCGAGCAUUAUGUCCACAAGGAGGAGAAGGAAAAAGCCCAUAGAUGAAGCAAAGACAGAUAUUCUGUCUUGCACUGACAAGGAUGGGUUUAUUUCGAGAUUCAUUGACAGUUGUAAAGGAAGAGGAGUUUUUGCCACACACCCCAUUGAACCAGGGGACUUCGUCUUGGAGUAUUGGGGUAAACUCCUGACACAGGAAGAAUGCCGGUCAAGACAAUACUCAAAGAUUGAAAGCACAUUUCUCUUUGACUUUGAGUAUCGGAACAAUCGCCUGUGCCUGGAUGCAUCUGAAGAAGAUGGAUCUCUCGGACGACUAGUCAAUGACAACCACAAAAAUCCAAAUUGUGCCAUGAAAAAAAUCAUAGUUGACGACAAGCCACUCUUGUGCCUUUUUUCUCUUAAGAAAAUAGGAAUAGGAGAUGAAACUGAUUAUGACUAUGGUAAAGCAAAAUGGCCUUGGCGUACUGAGGUGAAAAAAACCCAAGCUCCUGCAGCAACAGAAGAAAAGCUAUUGAGUGGUAAAGACCAGGUGAAAGGCCUUCAGACUCCUGCAGCAGCAGUUGAGAAUGAGACCAGCCCUGUUCCUAUGACGUUAAAUGAUGGACCAAUCCCAGAUGAGCCCUGCACACAGGUGAAAGGCCUUCAGACUCCUGCAGCAGCAGUUGAGAAUGAGACCAGCCCUGUUCCUAUGACGUUAAAUGAUGGACCAAUCCCAGGAAAGCAAACUGCUGUGAGGAGAAGCUGGACCCCAGACGAGUGUGCUGCAGUGAACACACAUUUGAAGAGAUUUAUCAGAAGAGGUCAAGUUCCUGGUAAAGAAGAGUGUCAGCGCUGUAUUGAUGCAGAACCUCAAGCUCUCAGAAACAGGGACUGGAAAGCAGUUAAAUACUACAUUAAAAAUCACAUUACAGCCCUGAGAAGAAAGGUGUAGUGUGACAGCACCUAAUGGAACUGAGGUAAAACCGAAGCAUUUGAGGUAGGAUCUUAAAAUGUUUAAUCCUUUAUGUGUUCUGUUGUAGAGGUUUGCUCAGGAUUUGUUACUGUCCCGUGGCCUACAAAUAUACACAUUUCACAUUUCUUAUUUUAUCUUAUUUUUAAUUAAUUUUUAUUACGGGCGCAGGAAAUGUUAUUUCAAAGGAUUUUUUAUUUGUUUAAAUAUCUCUGUAUGAUGCCUUUUAAAUUUGAGUUUUCACUGGAAAAAAAAAAAAAAAACUUAACAUGACACUAAGGAUGCAGUCCUAAAAAGCAUGUAAUUUCAGUAUUUGUACAACAAAAACUGUUUGGUUUAGAUAUAAGUUCAGGCUGAGGCUGUUGUUGCCGCAUAGCGGCACCGAAAACCCUACUGCAUAUUUUUGGAUUAAUCUGUUUGGAAAGGGACUCAGUUUGACAACUGUGGCAUAAACUGUUAAUGCCAACAAUAAAAGUGGUCUUUUCAUUUUUGUCAGAAAA